CUGCCUGUUUCAUUGGUCUGCGUAGCCGUGUAUUUUCGAGACGUGUAGGGAUCUCUGCUAACGCAAACUAAUGUCGAACGAUUGAUGUACGACCGGGACACAGCGUUUCAGACUUCACAGUCAACAGGGGAUCGUCCUAGAAUUGCAGUCCUGGGGGACGAAGGAAUGGAAGAGGCCAGCUGGAAAUCUUGGACAACAGUAUCUCCAGAGUCAUGAAGGAGUUGGAAGUAGAUUCAAGGAUUUGUCACCAGCUCACGGUGGCUCUUCGAAUCCGUCCCAUUAAUGAAUCAGAACUUGAUGAAGGAGCCAGCAGCAUAGCACACAAAAUAGAUGAUCAGAUGGUCGUUUUGAUGGAUCCAACUGAAGAUCCUGAUGACAUCUUGCGAGCUAAUAGGUCCCGAGAAAGAACAUUUAUGUUUGAUGUGGUGUUUGAUCACACAUCCACCCAGGAGGACGUUUAUUUGGCCACUACUAAGGACCUGAUUAACGGUGUUAUUUCUGGAUAUAAUGCAACGGUAUUUGCAUAUGGACCUACAGGAGCUGGCAAGACUUACACAAUGCUGGGGAUGGACUGUAAACCUGGAAUCUAUGUCCAAACUCUCAAUGAUCUUUUCAAGGCCAUCGAAGCUACAAGUGAAAACAUGGAUUAUAACGUUUCCAUGUCGUACUUGGAGAUAUACAAUGAGAUGAUCCGUGAUCUCUUGAACCCUGCCUCAGGAUUUCUGGAUUUGCGAGAAGAUUCCAAAGGGGGGAUCCAGAUAGCUGGAAUCACGGAAUUCUCAACUUGUAAUGCAAUGGAGAUCAUGCAGUUGCUCAUAAAAGGCAACAGACAACGAACACAAGAACCAACAGCUGCCAAUAAAACUUCAUCCCGCUCCCAUGCAGUGCUGCAGGUUAUUGUUAAACAAAAGAGUCGGCUAAAAAACAUUACAGAAGAGAUCCGAAUUGGCCGUCUCUUUAUGAUUGACCUUGCUGGCUCUGAGAGAGCAUCUCAGACUCAGAACACAGGCAAGAGGAUGAAGGAAGGAGCCCACAUUAAUCGGUCCCUGUUGGCCCUGGGCAACUGUAUCAAUGCACUGAGUGAAAAAGGAGCAAAUCGAUCCCAAUAUGUCAACUACAGAGACAGCAAAUUGACCCGGCUUCUGAAGGACUCAUUGGGUGGAAACAGCAGAACAGUAAUGAUUGCUCACAUCAGUCCUGCCAGUGCUUCGUUUGAGGAAUCCAGGAAUACACUGAUGUAUGCUGACCGUGCAAAGAACAUUAAAACAAGGGUGAAACGAAACCUGCUCAACAUCUCGUACCACAUUACGCAGUACACCAACAUUAUAGCUGAUCUGAGGAAAGAGAUUGAGCAGUUGAAGUUGAAGAUUGAAGAACAGGGGCCAGAACGGAAAAAAUCUGAGAAGGCCAAUAUAAGGGACAUCCAAGCUGAGGUACAACAACAUUCAGUGCAAUAUAACCGAGAAGAGUUGGACCGACUGAGGGACCAAUUAAUGAUUGCAUUUCGGCAACAGAUGGAGAUUCGUCGCAGCCUCGUGGAACUUGAAAACACCAACAUGGAGCUUCACAUUGAUACUUCCAGACAUUUACUAACCGUAGCUGAUUGGGAAAGGGAAAAAGCAAAACGUGCUCGGAAGUGGUGGGAAGAGAAAUGGAGUGAGAAGGAUAAUAAAGAGGAAGAGGAUGAUGAGAGGGAAGUUGCAGCAGCAGAUGAGCUGGACAUGACUGAACCAUUGGAGGUUGCUAUGGCACGAGAGGAAAUUGGCAUGCUCCAAACUGAGCAAAGAAAAACGGCAGCACUCAAGUGUGAGUUGGAACAGAAGUUGAUAGACACGAAAGCCAAAGUCAUAAAGCUGGAGGACUUACUGCCAAAGUGGAUUAAUAACCAGGAUCAACAAGAGAUCAUCAGUUUGCUCUGUAGAGUUCAUGAGCUGGAGGUGGAGAACACAGAGAUCCAGUCUGUUAUGCUGCGAAAAGAAAACAUGCUACAACAAAAAGACUUUGUCAUCCAGCAUUAUGAGCAACACCGAGCCCUCUGUGAUGAGAUCAUACACCAGCAGCGACAACUGAUUGAGGAUCACAACAUCCAAAUUCCACAGCACCUGCAUAACCUCUACAACAUGUAUUCGCAAGAGACGGAAGAGGGGACACUAGACAGCCUGAUCACCCUCCACAACAUCACCUCCAACACAUUGAGGGAUCCUCCUCUUCUGAAUGUUGCCCGACAGCUGAACUUAGAAGAUUAUGUGUUGGCGCUGGAAGGAGGUAAAGAGGAUAUAAGACCAAGGACAGUUCAUGAGAACAGGAAACUACUUCAUGCUCGAGUCAAAGACUCUCUUCCUCCAAUCCUCCCUGAUCAUGACAGUGAUAACAAUAAGGUGUUUAAAGUCACUGCUCAGUCAAGGUACAUGAAACCAUUGCCAACUCUAACUCCACCUCCCAUCCGUCUGGCUGGACCUCUGUUGUUGCAGAAACAGAGUCUGAUCAGCUUGAAAGAACAAACCCACAGUAGGCAGUCCAGCACACCAUCUGAAGCAGGUAGCAGUAAAUCAGAAUUCCAUAUUGUGGACACACAGCAAAGCCCAGGGAAGCUCCAAGAGAUUGUCACGGGGACAAAGAGCAUCGCUGUCAUUGCAGCUAAGCGGCGAUCACAAGCAAAUGUGGCUGACUUGACGCUGGUACCCACAAGAGAAAAGGAAAGGACCAUGCUGUCCACUUACUCAGCAGAGGAGACCGAGGAGAACCCAGUUCCAGUAGAUGCAAAGACUAGCAUACUAAACACUGAGUUGAGGUCGGUAGUCAACUUUGAUCAUCUCAUGGUCGAGAUGGGAGUGAACACCUUCAGGAACAAGCAAGAGUACAGUAGUCCCCCAACCCCGUCCCCAUCUGAGUCUUGCACCAAAAUAAAAGGACUGAGAAAGACCAAACAAAUGGAAGAUUCCACCGAGAGAAAUGCAAGGAAGAAUCAAUCCCAAUCCUUCGAAGUGAAUUCCCAGGGGCUUCCCAAGCUCAGACCAAGCUUCUCACGGCCUCACAAUCUCAAAAGCAUUUCUGACCAUAGGUUUUCUGUUGCUCCACGCCUUUUCCAGAAUUCCAACCUCAAUCUGCAGCCAAAGGUUAUACCAGCAACAAUUGCCAAUCUUCCAAAUGCCAAUAGAUUUGUGGAUGAAAUCAACAGUGUUACUGCAGAGAAACUGAUCUACAGCUAUGCGAUGGAAAUGAUACAGUCAGCUGCACUUGAUGAAAUGUUUCAGCAAACAGAGGACAUCACAUAA
Molecule: messenger RNA, 3275 nt
Organism: Hemiscyllium ocellatum (epaulette shark)
Lineage: Eukaryota; Metazoa; Chordata; Chondrichthyes; Orectolobiformes; Hemiscylliidae
Product: kinesin-like protein KIF19
Exons: 19
Coding region: 213-3275 (1020 amino acids)
Biological process (GO): microtubule-based movement
Molecular function (GO): microtubule motor activity; microtubule binding; ATP binding
Source: RefSeq, a predicted model, not a curated record